This is a messenger RNA of Sphaeroforma arctica JP610, 696 nucleotides long. RefSeq lists its product as hypothetical. The annotation marks the transcript as partial. The record is from RefSeq and is a predicted model, not a curated record. The transcript has 2 exons. Lineage: Eukaryota; Ichthyosporea; Ichthyophonida.
GGACGGUAUCGACCAAACAAACUGACGAUAAAUACACACCACCAGCCAAUGAAAACGCAGAGAAUAGCCUGCAGAGCAAGGCCGCCCAACCGUCUCUGUUGUCGCUGAAGACAUUCCUGCAUGUUAAGAUUCCUCUACUCAUUGAGCAACUGGAGCAUUUGAGGCACGCAAAUACACGUGCACACACCAACACAGACACACAUACCAACAUGCUCUCCCAAUCACAGCCGUGUAUGAACGGCGAUAGAGAUAUAAAUAGCACAUAUAUAAAUAGAUUAAGCGCGGGAGGGCUCAACCCUGUACACAACAGCUCGGAUACAGAUAACAUAGGCGUAUAUAAAGACCCCCUAAAUUUAGAGAAACAGACACAAGCAGCUACUGAUACCCAAUUACCUACGAGUUGUGCUAUGGAUAAAAUCGGUAAAGAUGAGCCCGCGCAAAGUGUGGCCGGACAAAACGGGACAACGGAAGCGAACACACAGACAAGGGGCAUUGUGGCGGUGGAGAAGGCUUUUGAAAGGGUCUGUGCGUCGCAGGUGCUCUUGGCAGGUGCACAGGCGUGUGUAGCAUUGGAUAAUGUAGCAGCGUGCUUGGGUGCGUCUUUGGUGAGCAAGGGACUGAUGUCGCAGGAGAGUCUCUCGUUUAGUCUGCGCUCACACGGCCUCUCCGCACACCCUGAUGGCCACCUAAUGUCAG